UGUUUGCUGAAGUUGUGUCUGUGCAGGGCACUAAAAGUGUGUGCGUGUGUUUGCGUGUGCGUGUGCGUGUGUGUGUGUGAACACGCUCAUGCCUGCAUUCAAGUGUUGUUUCAGGCUGCAGAAAGCAAGUGAGCAUUUGGAACAAUGUUUGCAUGAUUCUGUGCUCAAUGCAACAAAGGACGAGAGAAUGAAAGAGGAAACAUACCAGCAAAGCAAGUGUGUGAUAGUGACGAGCUGAAACAGGAAAUUCAAGACUCCAUUCAGAAAACAAAGGAGAGGUGGAGGACAGCAGUCAGUCUAACCUUGUCUCAGACUGAGGUCCAUUUCUAAAUGAGAACAACAGAAAUGUAUUGACAACUUCACAACAUGACUGAUGGGGUGAAACAGAUCUUCAGCCAGCUGCAAUUUGGGAGCCAAACAGUUGAAGCAGAACCAUCCCAACCAGGCCAGGCUUCAAACUUGAGCCAGGUUCAAAGAGAAGUGGCCUCAAAGGUUGUGCCAAGUACACCUGACAAUGACAUGGAAAUCAAACACAUCUUCAGCUCAAACAGCAAGACUUCUAGACAUCAUGCUUCCACAGAGUCCACGAUGCACAGUUUAGAUGCUCUCAAUACUGAACAAGCUUGUAAAUCAGUCCAACAACAGGCUGAAAUCUGUGUAAAGUAUACUUCAGAUCGUUUCAUGCAAAUAGCCAAUGAAGACGCCUUUCAUCCCAUACGAUUCCCGUGUCCUGAUAUUUCCCAAUCUAAAACCACAAAGCAAUCACAAGCGUUAAGAGAGAGAAAUAUGUUGCAGUCUUUUGGGCCAAGCGAUGAGAUCAGCACCAUUUAUAAUCCUCUGAGAAAUGAACAUGCAAUUAUUUUUUCAACUCAAUGUCCAUCUUCAGAGAUGUGUAAUGAGGCAAGACGGGACUGUGGGCAUCCAGCAAAAUAUCCAGAAACUUUGAAGUUAAUAACUGAUGAAGAGAAACCCCAUAAGGAUAUUAGAGGUACCCCAACGACUAUGUUUACAACUGUGAUGGACAUGCAGAAUAUUGAAGAAGCUGGAGACAGUGGUUCAGAUGCAGCUCUGUGUUGUAAGGGAGCAGAGAGCAAGAAUGACAAAAUGGUCACAAGUCUCCAGAGAAAACAUGAAAUGUCAACAUCAGAGCAGCCUGAAUCAGAUGUGUCUCGUGUGUCCAGUUCAGAUCCACAAUCCUCAACAAGAUGUGGAAACACUAAAAUGUGUCAAUCCAAAUCUACAAGUGGCAAAUCACAAUUCUCAACAUACCAAGAAGUCUGGAAACAAAUGCCAGAGUCAAGUGGACUCACUCAAUUGAAUCUUGCCGAUUCAGAUGCAAAAGACACAUUUCCGCAUGCCAAAAGCGGAGAGAUUACAGAUAACAGUCACCCUGAGGAACAAACAACCCGAUAUAAAUAUUUGAUCCCCCAAAGAUGUUGCGAUUCUUCAAUGGCUGAAGUGGAAAGUGAGUUCCUGUUAUCUUUGGAGGCCAGAGAGAUGGCAGAAGUCGGAACAGAGAUGUCUUCCAUUAUGAAUUUGGAAGAGCUGGCGUCCGACCAGGAGAAGACUUGUGAAUCACCUGGACAGCCCUCAUGCAAACACAGCUCCACCAUGCAGGAACUUUUGUCUGAGAUCCAGGGCACGGUAGAAAGAAACAGCAUUAUAAAUCGGACAACGCGCAUGGAUUUAAACUGGUACCUUCAAUCUUCUCCGAGUGAAGCAGAGAUCAGACUGGUCAGAGCAGUCCAAAAUGUGCUAGUAUGUCGAUAUCUGCCAGCACAGCUGAAUGUCGCUGCCAUGGCCAAACAACUAGAGAAGGCAGAGGAUUAUAAGAUUUGUGUGCUGGACCAGGUUGCUAUGAUGAAAAGUACCAGUUCAUUUCAACUUUGUGGUCCAAAUGUCUUGAAAAGUCUGGAAGCCCAGUGGAGUACAGCGCUGCUGGAUGCCUCAGCCACAGUACAAGUCAAAACGGCACAGUUGGGUGAAGUCAAACAGUAUCACAAACAGCUGGAUGAAAUCAAAGCUUUCCUGGAUGUGGUACAUGCUGAGAAGAAAAAAUUGAACUUACUUGCCUUGGGAAGCAGUGCUCUACAAGCUGAAAAACUCCACUCCCUGCUGCAAACCUUAAAACAAAGCGAGGAAAUGUGGCAAGAGCUCCUCGUAUUGAGUAGCCAGUUGGCUGUCCACUUGAGUGAUGCAGAGAGCUCAGGUGCUCUUCUCGCUCAGCUUGGAGAUGUCCAAGAUGAGUGGAGACUUUUGAGUGGAAGUAUCAAAAGAGCCUUGUGGCAGGCUGCUAACUCUUCCUGUCAAUCAUCUGUCAUUAUGAAAGAUGCAAGACAGCUUAAAGAGAAGAUUGAAGCUAUCCAGGAAUCCAUGAAGUCCCAUGGGAUAUGUCAUGACACCAAAAGCACUUUAGAACUGUUUUGUUUGAGCGAAGACUUAAAAAUGUGUAACCAGCUGCAUGUGAAUCUACAGUCUUUCUCAGAUGCUCUUUUUCAGUUUUCUAUAGAUCAGAAAGAGAAGGACAGCAUUAAACAUGACCUUGCAGAAUUGGGGACCUUACUGGGAACUACCAAAAACAAAGCUGACACCUCCCUAUGUGGCGCUGAUGUUAAUAAGCGGUUCCAAGAAUGGAUCACAUGGGCAAAACAUAUGGAAUACCAAAUUACCAUCGGCAAAAAGUUGUCUCUCUUUCCAGAAGAAGCUCGUAUUCAGAUUGUUGAGAUGAGGAAAUUUCAGACAGAUAUCAUGAUCAGAAAGUCAAAGAUGAAACUAGAAGAAAUGAGAGGGGAAACGCCUGACAUGGACAAUGAGGAAUAUGGCCAAGGGUUGAAAGUAGUAGAACACCUGUAUGGAACUAUCACUGAAAGCUUAGAUAAUGUUCUUGACACAAUGAAGAAGAAUCUACAUGAGCGGGAGAAACUGUUAGACCACCUUGAUAGCAUUGAUACAUGGCUAGUAGAAACGAAAGGAAACAGAGACAGCUGUGCUUAUGUUGAGAAUGUUUCAAGAGUUGACAUCAGCUCACUUGAGAGCAAGCUAAAACGUCACCAAGACGUUGCUGAUGAUAUAGAAAGACAUCUAAGUCUGGUAGAUGCUUUGGAAACAAGGUCCAAGGAAGUAGCAGAAGACCUGAGCCCUGGAGAAAGCCGUUACCUUGUUAACAGGCUCUCGGGCAUAUGGACAGAAUUUGAUGGGUUGCGGGCACAAGAGAGUUCAACCAGCUGGCAUUUGGAGGAGCUGAUUCACGAACGUACCUCUUCUGGUGAGGAGCUGUCUACCAUCGAGGAUAGUCUAAAGAACAUAUCCUCUUCUUUGGAUCAACAUCAUUUCCCAAUGACGCAGGAAACAAUUUUAACAAUUGCACUUCUGAAGCACAUGCUAAUGGAACAUCAGUGUCAAGUACAAGAGAUUCAACACUGCCAGGAGGUAGAACGGAGCUCUCUGCUGUGCACCAUAGGGGAACUGCAAGACAGGUGCAAAGUUCUUAGUUUUCAAGCUUUUGAGCAAGACAAAUAUCUGCAACUAAAGAAGCAAAUGGAGGAUUCAAGGGACAUUUCUGAAGAGAAAAUACAGCAGGCUAAAGAUGGAACAUUAAGUUUGGGUGAGAGAUUCAAACUUUGCCAGGCACUCUUAGUUGACCUCCCGAUGAUGAAGACACAGUGUCAAGAAGCGGCGGACCAACUGGAGGUGAUUGCUCAAGAGCUGAAACCAACAGAAAUGAACUUAGAGAGGCAGAGCAUUCGCUGCACCGUGGAGAUGUUUGUUUCUUGGGAGCACACGGCCUCAAAUGAGAUUAAACAUUUAGAGGGCACGCUUCUCCUGGGACUGCGCUUUUCCUCUGAGCUUCCUGCCUUGAUGGAGUUCUUCCAAAGAACAGCACAAGAGCUACAGGGUAUGGAACCGGUCAGUCCAGAUGAAAGAGCCCUAGAUUUUGCUCUGCAAAGGCGUUGGGUGAUAUGGAGAAACAUGGAAUCUGGGAUGCGAGUGUUGCACGCACUGGCUUGGAAGGGGAAAAUUAACUUAAAGAGCCACAGUGAUCUGCAUUUACUUAGAGAUGCUGCCAUGCAGGAAUGCCAUUUACAGAUGGAAUGUUUAUCCAAGACUCGAGAAUCCCUGAAAGAUUACCAAUGGGCUGCUCAAGGAGCUAUUUACUUCCUUCAUAAUGCUGAAAUGACAUUUUUAUCAGCUCCUGGUGGGUUUCUUGACUGUACGGAGGAACAAACACAGACCCAACAGGCCCUCGAGGCUCUCAAAGAAGGAUUUGUUGCCCAUAUCAAGCACCUUGUUGAACUGGUGCCCCAACAAGUCUGCCUCUCCUGCUCAAAGACUCAAGAUCUACACAUUGGCAUCCUCAGCCAGUUGUUAGUGGGAAGAGCCAUACUAGAGGUUCAGGCUCAACUCAGACUGGAGUCCUUGCAGAGAUGUGCACUUCGGCAACAAAGCCACAGGGUUUGUCACGAAGACAUACAACAGCAUCUUACUGAAUUUGAAGCAAAGCUUUCAGCAUGUGAAGCAGAAGAAGUGACAUCAUAUGAUAAAUGUGUUUUGCAACACAAACGAUCUAAGGGCUUGAUGGAGGGUGUCUGUGACCUUGCUAGGAAAACUGAAGAACUCAGAGCAAGAUGCCCCAUGCAGGGAUGUGGCGUUGGAAAGGACGGUGAGCUUAGCGCUCUCUGGAGGCGCUGGGUAUCGCUGCGGCGAGGUGUUGCUCUGCUGAUGACACAAGCAGAUCAGAGAGUAGAGGAAUGGAAGGACAUUACAACUACUGUGGAGCAGUGCUGCAACUCAUUGUCUAGACUUCAGGCCAAAGUUCCUGAUUCCUCCACUGCAAACUUCACACAAGGUGAGCUCCAGAAGCUUCUGGCCCAGGCAGAGAUGCAGCAGGUCGGUCUGGAACACGAGCAACAGACUUUAGCCUCCCUGGAACACCGACUGGAGCAUGCCUUGCGCUUGACUACUUCCAAAGAUCCGAGCAGUCUGCCAGGACCUUUUGGCGUAAUGCUUGUGAAGAUUCAAGAAAAUAUCAAACGUUUGAAGGAAAGAAAUCUUCAUGUGAUAGCUGUUGCCCAGAUAGAGGAGAGGGAAAGACAGGAGUUUGAAGAGAGGAUAGGAGAGGUGGAGAAGAGCAUAUUCACUAUUCUUCCCAUGCUGGAUAACAACAUGAGUCCCGCGCAACAUCAGGAGCUCACACAGGAUCUAUCUAAUCAGAGAGUUAAGCUAAAGUGUAUCCUGGACAUUGUGUUGGCGCAAUAUGCUGAGAUUCCAGAUGAUAUUGGCAAGCGAAUGCAAACUCUUCAAGAGUCUGUGGAGGAAGCUGAAAAGAAGGUAAUAGAGCAGAGUGUGACAGUCCGGAAACUUGCUUGUCAAGUGACAGAGUUGAUUUCUGGCCUGGAGCAAGUAAAAAUAUCUCUGGAGCAAAAGAGCGCCACGGUCACAGAGGCACAACAUGCUCUCAAGCAUGUGUGGGACAAGUUGGACUCAUGUCACAGUCGCUUGAUGCUUCUGGAGAGUGAGGUGCAGGAUCUUGUAGAGGAACAAUCAGAUAGAGCUCACCUAUUCAUGGACCAACUGACACGUCCACUGCAGCUUUACCAAGAUGCAGUGCAGAUGGCCGAGCACCGCACUGCUUUUCUGAGCAAGAUCCCUGCCUCGCUUCAAGAGUUUGAAGACCUGCUGUGGAGCGCCACCUGUUGGUUUGAUGAAGCCACAGCAUGGCUGAAUACUCCCUGCUCUUUCCCCACAUCCAAAGGCCUCCAGAAUCAUGCGAAGUCCCUGAAGCUGGUCCUGGAUGACUCGGCGAGAAUAACGACCAUGCUGAAAGAUUUCAGACCGGUGUUAGCUGAAAUUUCGGCUGUGUGUGAUGUCGGUGCACAGGAGGAGAGGAUGGACAGCACAGACCAAAAGGUUGAAAAGAUGCAAAAGAACAUUCUGGAGCCGAUGGAGCAGCUCAAUCAGGCUGUUGAGCUAGUGGAGGCCUUGGAAGAUGAGCUAAGGACAUUUGAGGAGAAUGUCCCAAAAAUCAGAACUAUUUUAUCCUCUAUAGACAACUCCAGCAUCACAGUGAAAGAGCAUCUUCAAAACCAACAGGUGAUCUUGGACAAUGUCCACUCAAUGCAGAAGACAUUAGAGGAAAUGGAGCGCUACAAAGGAGAUUUACCCCUCCCACAGGAAGCAACUGAGAGUCUAGUGGUGUUCUCUGGAAUAAAAGUUCUCCUGCAGGUGCUGAAAGACUUGAAACAUCUCACCCAGGAACAAGCCAUUCUUCUGGAGGAUAGGCAUGCCAAACCCUGUGCAGAAGUAUCACACUUGGAUGGAGCUAAGCAAACAUUCUCAGUCCAGGAUGCUUUUGAGGAGUCUAAUUCAGAAGACGAUCUAGACGAAGACGAGAGCUGUCACUCGUCGUCCUCUGACACACUAACAUGCAGUAUUCCUGAGGACCCAGAGGAGACACUGUGUGCUUCAGAAGUGAAAAGAAAUGAAAUGACUGAUAUGGAGGCACUGUCUGACGCUAAGGCCUUGGCGAAUGUGUGUGGCCAAUUUUCUGAACCAGAUUCUGAGGUGGAGGCAAUGUCAAAUAGUAAUGAAUCCUCUGUGCUUCAUACCAAGAUGUUGGAGCAAGAAAAUGCUCAAAGUGGAUUAAUAACACCAGAAACCAGACUGGACACUGAAGCUGACAGUGGUGAAGUACUUGGAGUCAAAAUUGUGACACCUGAGUCUCUAAUCACUUCCACCAUUUCUGCCAAUGAAGACCACUCUACUGCUGUGGUGACAGAAGACGAUUCUACACUUCCAGAUUUUGACAUAUUUGUCCCCACCACCAAUGUACUGUCCAAUCAGGCUGCAGUGCAACACAUUAGCCCUGUUUCUCUGUUUUCAGCCACAAGGAAAUCCACGGCUACACAUCCAAAUCGAUUAAAGGAGCGCAGUGAACUCACAAUCAGUGCUUGUCAAGUGGAAGUAGAUCAACAUGACUACAAGCCUUCAGCGGCGUCUAUCAUAUUGGCCGGGCCCAGCAAAGAUGACACAGAGCAGCAACAGUGGAGCCUGCUUAACAUCCAAGUCUCUCAGAAACUGGAAACCCUACAAAACCUUAAGGAGGAUCACAAGAAUCUGAUUAACUAUAGAAAUUUUACAAUGGUUCCAGAAGGAGAACUGCUGUCUCCUGGGUCAGCUUCAGCUGUUCUCCAGCAUGCAAAUGAGUCCAUUGCCGUGCUGAGAAAAAUAGUGAGCUCUGCAGAUGCUCCAGGCGUUAAGGAUCACUUAUACUUGGCUACACGGCGAGUUCUUCAAUGCCUGGAUGCUUUGACAGACCUUUUGUUAACUCCUGGAGGUGUUGGGGAUCAAGAGACCCAACUAAGGAUAUUGCAGCAUGAAUGCGUAUCAAACGAGCUGAUGAGUCUGGCUGGCCUGCUGAAUGAGGUGGCGUCAAAGAUCAGUCCUGUACUUCAGAGUGAUGGACCAGAUGCUCUGAGCUGUUUAACAUCCCUGCAGAAAUGUCUGAAAAAUGUCCCGUUAGUCAUCACCUCUUUCAACGAUCUCUCCUUGGACUCUCUGGUUUUUAAAAGCCAACAUCAGUUGUGUUUUAUGGAGGAGAUUCAGCUGGGGCAUCAUGAAAUAUUCCCAAGUCAAAAAGAAAUUGCCAUUCUGGAGCAGUGUGCACUGGGCAGACAUGGGCGAGAGAGUUCAGAAGAAAAGACCAUGAUACAGAAAGUUUCCCAGUCCUUACUUCAUGGGAUAAGUAGCCUACUGGAUCUUGGUGAAGGAUGCAUAGCUGAGGAGCAGUUGAGACCUGUUCAAAAUAUUAGUCAACUACACAUUUGUCUCCAUAAAAAUAAGAAGUUCCAGCAGGUUCUUGGAGCUCAGUUGACUUUUAUGCAACAUCUAUCCAAUCGAAAUGCGGAAGUACUACGGGGGAAAGAGGAUGAGCAAGCACAGCUAGCAGUUCGGGGCAAAGCUUUGCUCCAGCAGGCGCUACAACAGGAAGUGGCAUCUCAAUUGAGGCUCCAGGAGUGGAUCCGCUGGGAGGAUAAUUGCGGUCGUCUGGGGAGACUGCUAGACAAGCUUGACGUCUGCAUCAGCAGUGCAGAAGCAGAGGGAACGGAUGAUGAGGAGUCCCAUAUCAAACACCGUCUACAUGCCUGUCAGCAAACCUUGGUCCAAUUGGAAGCGAACACAGCUGCUCUGGGACUUCUCCUGGAUCAGAGAUGUGAGCUGCAGACAGAUCCUUCGUUUGCGCCCUCGAUCAGCCAUGCAGGUGGUGCUCUGGAGCUGCGAUGGCGAAGCAUCUGCAGCCGCACGGAACAGGAGGUUCGGCGCUGCAGUGACAUCUGGGACAGCUGGGUCAGAUUUCAGACAGACUUUGGCUCUGUCAGUAAAUGGCUCCUUGAUGCCAACAAAGAACUGACGAUUUGGUCGGAACUCACUGAUACCUCUAAUGUGAGCCAGGAGAGUGUUUACAGGGUUCUGAUUCAGCUGCUGGACUUCUCUAUAGAGAUGGAAACCAUGUCUGCUCACAAGCAAUCUGCCACCAGAGAAGCCACUCGACUGCUCCGUCUGAGGGAAACGGAAUGUCCUGGCCUGAGAGGGCGCCUCACAAAGAUGGAGAUCACCUGGUGCAAGCUCACCUCUGACCUGAGAAAAAUACAGGGCCAGCUGCAACAGAAGCUGCUCCUGAUGUGGCCACCGAUGAAGCUGCUGUCUGACUUGGAGGACUGGCUCAAGAAGCUGGACGUCCAACUGGAGAAGGAGAGAGAGAAAGUCCACAAGGCCACAGACGCUGCUCACAUCAGGAGGACGCUGCAGCGCUACCAGGCAUUAAAGAUGUCUUUGCUCAAUGGGCAGCCUCUUCUGGAAUUCCUCUCCCAAACUUGUCCUCAGGUGAUGGGAGUUGAUGUCCAGGCUCUUUGUGAACAAACAAUCUACGGGGAGCAACUCGGUGACCUCAGACAGCGGUGGCUUCACCUGCAGGGGGCGUUGGACAACCAGAUUCACAGAGAUCAAGAGCUCCAUUACACUUGUACUGCCAGAGAAAGACAGUUGCAGCAUUUCCGUCGCUCAGUUGAACAGCAGAAAAAGCAUCUGAAUCAUUGCAAACAUCCUGUUAGUCAAGCACAGACUCAAAAGGUUCUGCAGGAGUCGGAGGCUGUUGUUGGAAGAAUAAAGGAAGUGGUUGCAGCUUUGCAGGGGGUGAAAAACACGCGUGUGCUUGUCGAAAAGGAACAUCCGUGUGAUGUCGCUUUUUGUAACCAGGCUGAGACUGUCAGUCUUGCUUGUGAGGAUCUCAGUCAGCAGAUUCAAGCUUUGACACCAGCUUUACAGAAAAUCGUCAAGGAAUGGGUCUGUCUGGACAGAAAUCUGCGUGAGGUUUCUCUGCACACCAGCAGGGUGCACUGUACCAUGCAGCUUUACAGAGCGCCUUUGCUUUCACUGAAGCAGACACAAGGUUAUCUGGAGCUUCUGCAGCAACUCCAGGAGAUGGGCGUACAAGGGAAGACGCUUUGGGCAGACAUCAACAAAUCCCUUCAGAUUCUUUUGAAGACUCUUGAUGGUGCAACAACUCAGUUACUGAAUGAUCAAAUAGAACAAGAAAGAAAGCGGUGGGAGGACAUGUUGGAAAAGUUGAAGGAGGAACACCAGAAGACUGACGAGACUCUAACCCUCUGGCAGCAGUAUAAUCACGCCUUUGAUAACGCCUCCCGUCAGCUGGAACACCUUCGGUGUCAGUUCUCCUCCGUUUCACCCCAACAGGAAUCACAGAAAUUGCAGAAUUUUGCUAUGGACCUUCAAAACAGCGUUGUAGACAUGCUGGCCUUGUCAAAGCCUCUCGUUGGAUGUCUCAAACCGCCGGUCCAAAAUUUGGUCCAAUCAGAGAGCAUGGGGCUGUCACUUGAGGUCCUUCUGCUGAACCAGGGGAUGUCCGACACAAAGAAAAAUCGCCAGGAAGAUUUAGACAACCACAAACUAUUUCACACGCAGCUGGAAGCCCUUGAGCAGCAGACACAAAACAUACUGCAUGGAGAGAAAUCUAACAUGAAUGAAAAAGACAUUGUGAAGCAGGAGCUAUUGAAACUUAUUGAAUUGCUUCCAUCACUGGUUGAUGUCAGUGAGAUGAGCAGCUACAUGACUCUCAACAAGCUGGAGAAAGACACACUGCACAUGCACAGCAAAAAAUGGAACCACGGAGUGAAUCACAUGUCUUCUUUGUACAGAAUUUUGCAACGUGAACAUCAGCAGUCCCAAGACUUUCAUCAGAAGUGUCAAGAGCUAAUAUUUAUCCUGGAGGAGCUGGAGUCAGAACUUCCAAGAGGCUUCAACCUCCAAGAGAUACUUGCUGUCCAUCAGAGGCGUCAGAUCGAAAUGAUUACUGGACAAGAGAUUCUCCAAAGUCUACUUUGUAAUGCAGUAAAAUCCAUGGAAAAGCAAACAUGGGAGAAAAAAUCUGAGUUCCUGACACAAGUGGUCCAUCUGCGCGAGAGGUGGUUCAGGUGUUUGUUGCUGGCUGGCCAGCAUCAGGCCAUGACUAGAGAACAAAUAUACCAGUGGAGGAUCUAUAAAGGUGGCAUGAAGCUUCUGAGGAAGACACUGAGAACUGUUGAAACCCUGUUGUCCUCUGCUUGCUCUUCAAUCACUUUAUUCCCUGUCACAUCACAACAGCUUUCAGAUCACUGCCAGUGUCUUGAAAAAGCUCUGGAGCUCCACUCCUCCAUGCUCACAGAGACUUUGGGGGCUGGCAGACAUUUGUGUGAGACCAUGUCAGACUCAGACAGUCGGAGUCAACUGGAGUCGGAUAUCCAGGCCAUAGAAGGGGCAUGGAAACACACUAACUCACUGGUGCUAAAAAGGAGAGCCCUGAUCAGCACCACCGUUCAGAACUGGUCACAAUGUCAGGAUGAGAUAAACACCAUAACGUGUGAACUGGAUGAGCUGAGGACCCAGAUGAAGAGGAAGCUGCCCGUGACAAUGGAGGAGUCUGAGGAAGAGGAGCUCCUUCAGAAGACGGACCUCUCCCUGCGCCAUCUAGCCGGUGGACUGAAGGACCUGGCCUCCAAGAAGACUGACCUGUGCCAGUACGUGGCGGUGGCUGAUUCUGCUCUGCUGGAGCAGCAGCUGGAACAACUUCACAUCCAGUGGGAAGAACUAUGCACCAAGGUGUCCUUGCGCAGGCAGGAAAUUGCCGACCGCCUUAACGCCUGGACUAUAUUUAAUGACAAAAACAAAGAGUUCUGCGACUGGCUCACCCAGAUUGAGAACAAGGUGUGCCACAGCGCAGAUCUCAGCAUUGAAGAAAUGGUGGAGAAACUGAAAAAGGAUUGCAUGGAGGAAAUCAAUUUGUUCAGUGAGAAUAAAAGCCACUUGAAGCACCUGGGAGAGCAGCUGCUGUUAGCCAGUGACGAGGCCAAGCAGACCCAAGUGCGCGGGUCCCUGCAAGAGGUUAACCAGAGAUGGCACAACCUCUUCAGUCACAUCGAGGCCAGAGUAACGAAGUUGAAGGAGACUUUGUUGAGAGUGCAGCAGCUGGACAAAAACAUGAGUAACCUCCGAUCUUGGCUUUCACGCGUGGAGGCCGAACUGUCCAGACCCAUCACCUACAGUGUGUGUCAUCACCAGGAGAUCCAGAGGAGGCUAGCUGAGCAGCAGGAGCUGCAGCGGGACAUCGAGCAGCAUACAGAAGGCGUAACGUCUGUCCUGAACCUGUGCGACCUUUUGCUGAGGGACGAAGAUGCCAUUGGCGCCACUGAGGUGGAAAGUGACUCCCUGCAGGAAACCAGUCAUAGCCUUGACCAGCGCUGGAGGACCAUCUGUGCCAUGGCUCUAGACAGGCGACUCAGAAUUGAGGAAACAUGGAGACAGUGGUGCAAGUUUCUAAAGGAUUAUUCACACUUUGAGGAUUGGCUCAAGGUGGCUGAGAAGACUGCUGCCAACCCUAACUCAGGAGAUGUUCUUUACGCAGUCGCCAAGGAGGAACUGAAGAAGUUUGAGACUUUUCAAAGGCAGGUACAUGAGCGGCUGACCCAGUUAGAACUCGUCAACAACCAGUACCGCCGUCUUGCCAGGGAGAACCGUACGGACCGCGCCAACCAGCUCAAAGUAAUGGUCCACGAGGGAAACCGGCGCUGGGACGUCCUCCACCGAAGGGUGGCCGCUAUCCUCCGCAGGCUCAAGCAUUUUACCAGUCAGAGAGAAGAAUUUGAAGGCACUCGGGAGAGCAUGUUGGUGUGGCUGACAGAACUGGACCUACAGCUUACCAACGUUGAACACUUUUCUGAGAGUGACGUCCAUCAUAAGAUAAAACAGCUUAGUAGUUUCCAGAAGGAGAUCAUCCUCAACACAGAGCGGAUCGACGGACUGAUCGUGUUUGGGGAAAGUCUCAUCCAGAGGAGUUCACCUCAGGAUGCUGCGCUGAUAGAGGAAGAGCUGGAGGAGCUUCACUCUUACUGUCAGGAGGUUUUCAGCCGACUGGUUCGCUUCCAUCAACGUCUCAGCCAACCCCCGAUGAUCACAGAAGAACCAGAGUUCUCUGGCACCUCCAUUUCGUUGGAGUCAAGUUUGGAACUGAUUGGACGACCUUGGCUAGGGCGGAGCCAAGGAAGCCUCCCAACCACACCCUCACACCUGCUGGCCCUUCCGAUGGAGCAUUCGGGGCGAGAGACACCUGUGAGCGUGGACUCGCUGCCGUUAGAGUGGGACCACACCGGGGAUGUAGGAGGGUCAUCGUCCCAUGAGGAUGAUGAGGAUGACGAAGGACACGACGAAGAGGGAAUUUACUUCAGUGCAUUGUCAGAAUCAGAGAGGUCAAAGGCUGCUUAUGAGUCUCCAAGAUGGCGAUCACCAGGAGAUGAAGAAACAGCUGUAUGCGACAUUGAGGCUCCACCCACCCUCACCAGCACCCCUGUAAAGCAGGGCUAUUUGCAUCAAAUGUCCCAGUGCAGUGACAACAUUGAAGACAUUAAAAGAGUUUCCCUGAUCCUGGAUGAUGAGGAGCAGCCAGAGAUUGGUUUGACCAACUUGGCUGCCUCAGACAAACAGUCAGGUGUGAUUGAACGCUGGGAGCUGCUCCAGGCUCAGUGCAGGAACGAGCAAGACGCUGACCGCCAGGAUCCACAAAAUGUCACAUCUGAAAUUGAUGAUGUUAUUUCCUGGCUAGACAAUAUUCAUCUGGAACUAGACCGCCACCAGCAGUCUCACCGCAGCAACAGGAUUGUUGACAUGGCAACAAGAGCUAAAGAGAUGAAGGAGAUGCAGAAGAUGUUCACACGCUACAAGCCUAUCAUGCUGUCCGUCAACCUGCGUGCUCUGGAAGUCCCAGAGCAGCAGGAGAGGCUCAUUGAUUUAAACCGAGCCUGGAGCCGAGCGUCUACACUUCUUCACCAGUGGGACACCAGUUUGAGAAGGACUCUGAUGCGCUGCCAGGAGUUCCAAGAGAGUCUCCAUUCUCUGCUGCUGUGGUUGGCACACACCGAGAACAGACGCUACGCAGUGGACAUCAGGGAUGCAGAGACACCAGUCCCAAUUCUUAAACAGCACCAUCACUCCCUUACUGCCCUGCUGGAGGAGCUACUGGAAAGGCAGACCCAGCAGGCCUCGCUCCAGACUCUGUGGUGUCAACUCCAACCUGAGGAAGGGGACGAGGGGAGCGACGAGGCCCAGGAGAAGAUCCACGUGACAGGCACCAAACUGAAGUUACUCCUGAAGGACGUAACACAGGACCUGAGCAUCCUGCAACAGCGUCUGCAGGAAUGGGACACCUGCAGAGGUCAAAAUAUCCCUGCAGAUUGUUCUCAGGAGCUCACACAAACAAAGAAAUCUCCAUCCACUACAAGAGAGAAGAACGACUCAUCCCCACCUCGGUCCUUCUUCUGCCGGGUCCUGCGAGCUGCUGUCCCAUUUCAUCUCCUUCUGCUGUUCCUGCUGCUGCUCCCAUGUUUGCUCCCCCAGUCAGAGAGAGACUCGAGCUGCACUGUUGCCAACAACUUUGCCCGAUCUUUUCAUCCCAUGUUACACUACACAAAUGGACCCCCACCCACCUGAUUAAGAGAUGUGCAGGGGGGGGGGGGGGGGGGGAGUAGACUAUUGACACGUUCUAGAGUGAACUAACUUAACCCACCUUUUUCUAACACUGACACCUGUAAUUUAAAUGACAUCAUAGUGAUGAAGUCAUACAUUUACAAAAAAAAAAAAAAAAAAACAUCCAAAGUCUACAAAUAUUAUUUUUAUGUAUUUAUUCUACAAAGACCCAUGAAUGAAACGCAUCCUCAUACACAACAAGGGCCAACGGAUUGUGGCAUCUGCCAUGUUUUCAGAAACUGAAAAAAAAAAAAAAAAAAAAAACUCAAUUUUCGACACCCUGGGCUGAGUACAGAGAAGUCAGGCAAGUGAACCACUACACCCUGACUACUGGAAACAAAAUAUUGACUUGAAUCAUUUUUCAAUUAUAUUUAAGAUGCAGAGGUGUGGCUCGAUACAUUUGUCCAUAUAGUAUAUAGUCACCAACAUCAUUUAUGUCAAAAAAGUAGUUCAUCAGGUUGUAAUUGUAUUUUUAAAAUACUAAACAUUUCAUUCUCUCUACUCAAGAAAAAAAACACUCAAGAUUUCGCACAUUUUUUAAUGUACAGAAAUACAAACCCAAUUCCAAUGAAGUUGAGAUGUUGUCCAUCUAUCCAUUUUCAACACCGCUUAUCCUGGUUAGGGUCGCGGAGCGCUGGAGCCUAUCCCAGCUGACUUUGGGCAAAAGGCGGACUACACCCGGAACUGGUCGCCACUCAGUUGCAGGGCACGUUGAGAUGUUGUCUUUAAAUUUAAAUAAAAACAGAAUACAAUGAUUUGCAAAUCAUGUUCAACCUAUAUUUAAUUGAAUACAAUACAAAGACAAGAUAUGUAAUGUUCAAACUGAUAAACAUCAUUCUUUUUAGCAAAUAAUCAUUCACUUAGAAUUUUAUGGCUGCAACACGUUCCAAAAAAGCUGAGACAGGGUCAUGUUUACCACUGUGUUACAUCACCUUUUCUUUUAACAACAUUCAAUAAACGUUUGGGAACUGACGACACUAAUUGUUGAAGCUUUGUAGGUGGAAUUCUUUCCCAUUCUUGCUUGAUGUACAGCUUCAGCUGUUCAACAGUCCGGGGUCUCCGUUGUUGUAUUUUACGCUUCAUAAUGCGCCACACAUUUUCAAUGGGAGACAGGUCUGGACUGCAGGCAGGCCAAUCUCGUACCCUCACUCUUUUACUACGAAGCCACGCUGUUGUAACACGUGCAGAAUGCAUUCAUGGAAAAGACGUUGCUUGGAUGGCAGCAUAUGUUUCUCCCAAACCUGUAUGUACCUUUCAGCAUUAAUGGUGCCUUCACAGAUGUGCAAGUUACCCAUGCCAUUGGCACUAACACAGCCCCAUACCAUCACAGAUGAUGGCUUUUUAACUUUGCAGACCACAGAACACUUUGCAUCAGUCCAUCUUAGAUGAGCUCGGGCCCAGAGAAGCCGGCGGCGUUUCUGGGUGUUGUUGGUAAAUGGCUUUGCAUAGUAGAGUUUCAAGUUGCACUUGCGGAUGUGGCGCCGAACUGUAUUUACUGACAUUGGUUUCCUGACGUGUUCCUGAGCCCAUGUGGUGAUAUCCUUUACACAUUGAUGUCGGUUUUUGAUGCAGUGCCGCCUGAGGGAUCGAAGGUCACGGGCAUUCAAUGUUGGUUUUCGGCCUUGCCGCUGACAUGCAGUAAUUUCUCCAGAUUCUCUGAACCUUUUGAUGAUAUUAUGGACCGUAGAUGAUGAAAUCCCUAAAUUCCUUGCAAUUGUACGUUGACGAACAUUGUCCUUAAACUGUUCGACUAUUUUCCCACGCAGUUGUUCACAAAGAGGUGAACCUCGCCCCAUCUUUGCUUGCGAAUGACUGAGCAAUUCAGGGAAGCUCCUUUUCUACCCAAUCAUGGCACCCACCUGUUCCCAAUUAGCCUGUACACCUGUGGGAUGUUCUAAACAGAUGUUUGAUUAGCAUUCCUAAACUUUCUCCGUCUUUUUGCCACCUGUCCCAGCUUUUUUGGAACAUGUUGCAGCCAUAUAAUUCUAAAUUAAUGAUUAUUUGCUUAAAGUAAUAAACUUUAUCAGUUUGAACAUUAAAUAUAUUGUCUUUGUAGUGUAUUCAAUUAAAUAUAGGUUGAACAUGAUUUGCAAAUCAUGGCAUUCUGUUUGUAUUUAUGUUCAACACAACGUCCCAGCUUCAUUGGAAUUGGGGUUGUAAUAUAAUAAUUUAUAACCACUACUGAUGGAUCUUGGUCUUGCAUUUCUAAUAAUCACUCUAUUAGCUAUGUCUAUAUUUUUGGUAUAUUAAAGAGCUUUACGUUUUGGA
Molecule: messenger RNA, 16335 nt
Organism: Phyllopteryx taeniolatus (common seadragon)
Lineage: Eukaryota; Metazoa; Chordata; Actinopteri; Syngnathiformes; Syngnathidae
Product: nesprin-2
Exons: 69
Coding region: 367-14031 (4554 amino acids)
Cellular component (GO): membrane
Molecular function (GO): protein binding
Source: RefSeq, a predicted model, not a curated record